AUGGGUUCUCUUGACUUACCUCACGCUUCAUCGUUCAAGGGAGGAAGUGAAACAUUUCUUAGAAAUGUUUUUGAGAAUAUUCUGAAGACGUACCUGAGGAAGAAUCCGACGGCAAACACGAUAUGGGAACUUGUUCAGUCGGUGGAUAAUGAGAAGAUCUGCUACGACCACUUCACGUUCCAGACACUUAAGGUCGAUGGUUACGGAAUUGAUUCCGUGUCGAGUUUCUUCAUGGAUUACGGAUAUAAAUUUGAAACUGGAAUUGAUUUUCCAAAGAAGAAAGUAAGAGGUUGUUGGCUUUCUCCUCCGGAUGUUCAUGUCCCCGAAGGUGGUCACGGUCUAGGCAACGGCCCUUUGCCACGAGUUGUCAUAUCUGAGCUUCGUGUGGACGAACUAAGCCCUGAAUCACAAGAGAUAAUAAGAAAGUAUUUGAUACCAGAAGGUGGUAAGCAAGCGGUUCUUUCAAGUGCUUUGGGGUCUUUAAUUUGGGAAAAGCCAACAUACGCCGACUUCUAUCAACUUGCCAAAGAAAGCGAAUAUGGGGCAUGGGUACUUAUCCACGGCUACACAAUGAACCAUCUCGCUUUUGCGGUUCAUCGAUUCAAACACCGUUUUAGUGACAUUGGAUGCAUAAAAGUGUAUCUUGAAGAAAAGGGAUUCAAACUCAACAGUGAUGGAGGAAUCCUCAAAGUGAGUCAAGAUGGUCUACUAAUACAAAUGUCAUCGAUAUCGGAGAAACUUGCGGUUGAAUUUGCAGAUGGAGUAACUGAAACAACCCCGGCUUCUUACAUUGAGUUCACUCAACGCCUGGUUCUCCCACAAUUCAAAGAUCUGCCUCAUCACCAGAUUAAAGAGUACCACAGACGCGACGACUUUGAUGCAAAUAACGCAAACAAAAUUUUUGAAAGCGCCCGUUUCACCUCAGAUACCUAG
This is a messenger RNA of Arabis nemorensis, 933 nucleotides long. The record is from the annotation of a GenBank genome assembly. NCBI's taxonomy places the organism in Eukaryota, Viridiplantae, Streptophyta, Magnoliopsida, Brassicales, Brassicaceae.